AUGGCUGGGGCGAUGGGUUUCACUCCCUCCACCUUGAAGGGAAACACGGGGAAGGGGUGCAACUGUGACCGUGACCAGUUCUCUUGCGUAGGGGUGGAGGGUGAAGGCGAGACGCAGGACGGGAGGGCGCCACGCAAAGUGACGCGACAACCUGCACUGAAGGCCGCCACAGCUGCCUGCUGCUUGCCAGGUAUAUAUGGCGCCACCAGCCCAGGAAGACAAGUCACUUUGGCGAUUCAGUCAGCAGUGAGCAGCAUGACAGUCCUCCCAGUCGCCCUCGGCGUCAGCCUCCUGCUGGCCUCCUGCAACGCCGGCAUCAUCUACGGCGGCCAUGGCGGCGGCGGCGGACAUGUCGGCGGAGUCUCCACCAGGGUGGUAGUGUCAGGCGGUCACGGUGGUGGCGGCGGCUACGGUGGUGGUGGAUUCGGUGGUGGAUUCAUUGGAGGCCAUGGCGGCGGCGGCUACGGUGGCGGUGGAUUCGGUGGCGGAUUCGGCGGUGGUUAUGGCGGCGGCUACGGCGGUGGCGGUCAUGGUGGUGGACACAUUGGUGGAAUCACCAGAGUGGUUCACGUCUCUGGAGGAUACGGCGGCGGCGGCAUUGGAGGCGGCUUCAUCGGCGGUCACGGCGGCGGCGGCGGCGGCGGCGGCGGAGGCUACUACGGCUACGGCAAAUAAGACUCAAAGUUCCUUCAGCGACAACAAACUUGUGUCUUGAACGACCUCGACCACCUGUACAUAACAUACUGCUCCUCCUCCUCCCCCUCAGACAGACACGUCACACCUGCACCACCUGAGCGCCGCGCCCAUGCGUGGUGGCAGGGACCAGGUGUGCGUCCAAAACUUACGCCGGAGAAACUACGCUGUUUGUAAAACUGCAAUAAAAUACUUGCAACUUCCA
This is a messenger RNA of Portunus trituberculatus (swimming crab), 898 nucleotides long. Its product is annotated as ctenidin-1-like. The record is from RefSeq and is a predicted model, not a curated record. The transcript is spliced from 4 exons. Lineage: Eukaryota; Metazoa; Arthropoda; Malacostraca; Decapoda; Portunidae. Bases 1 to 675 code for a protein of 224 amino acids.